UCAGGGCCUGAAGUCGGUGCAAAAACAUGUCCGCUCAAGCGAGGAAUUGAGAAAUUAUAGCUUGAUUUCUGCCAAACUAGCCCUAAAAACAUGCCUCGUUAAGCAAUCUUGCGAUAGAUAUUACAUUUCUUCGUACUUUCCGAGCGAUCGCGUUGAAAUCAGACCGAGAUCAAGUUCGCGAUUUCGACGAGUUUGUCUCGCAUCUCAGCCACUUAGUCUUUGCGCAAAUUGGAGUACACGAAUCACCCAUGCGAUCUUUUCGAGCUGUAGUGAGAGGUAUAACGUCAAUUUAGAUUGUACCGAUGUCGAAUCCAACAGCCACACUCACAAGCUUGUGGAUAGAAGGUCAACCAAGCCCUGUGAAGAGUAACCCAGCUACUCCAGUGAAAGGAGUUGUGAAUCGGGACGCUACAGUGGUUUCAGAAGACUUCUUAAAGUUUUACAAAGAUAGUGGACUUGAACCUUUAGCCCGAGAGGCUGGCGUGAUAGACAACAACGGAACACUAGACGGACUGAAAGAUUCCACCUCUCAUCCAAGAGUCAAUUCUGAUGCAGCAAGACUGGCAAAUAGCCCAAAUGUGAUGCCUGUGACAGCAGCCAAAAUUUCACCUGUUAUUUUACCCAAAACAGCAAAUUCUGCUCCAUCCCCAAUGGUAAUAGGUUCUCCUGGACCACAUCAAGUUAUUACUGUUGGUGGAAGUCCAAGAACACCAACCAUGAUUGCUGCUCCAAUUGUGGCACCAAAUACAACAGCUUCAUGGACGAGAGUAAACACAACUCCAAAUAGUGGAAAGAAAAGGAGAAUGGAUUGCUUGGAGAAUAGUGACCUACUAGAUAGUGCAGAAAGAAAACGAGGUAAAAGACUACCAAGUGCAGGUCGCUCAGGGGGCGAUAAAAGUGGAAAAGGGCUGAGACAUUUCUCCAUGAAAGUCUGUGAGAAAGUUCAGCAGAAGAGAACAACAUCCUACAAUGAGGUUGCUGAUGAAUUGGUUCAGGAGUUCAGUGAUCCUGAUAAACAUCUCUCACCCACGGACCAGGCUUACGAUCAGAAGAACAUCAGAAGAAGAGUAUAUGAUGCAUUGAAUGUGCUGAUGGCAAUGAACAUCAUUUCAAAAGAAAAGAAGGAAAUCAAGUGGGUUGGUUUGCCCACAAACUCUGCGCAAGAAUGCCAACAAUUAGAGGAAGAAAAAAGGGAAAGACAAGAAAGAAUAAGACAAAAGACAGCUCAAUUACAGGAGCUGAUCCUGCAGCAAAUUGCUUUUAAGAAUCUUGUACAAAGGAACAAACAAGUGGAAAAGGAUCAGGGUUCACCAGCUGCCAACACAGCUAUCCAUCUGCCUUUUAUCAUUGUGAACACAAGCAAGAAGACUGUCAUUGACUGCAGCAUAUCAAAUGACAAAUUUGAGUAUCUGUUCAACUUUGACAACACAUUUGAAAUCCAUGAUGACAUUGAGGUUCUGAAACGAAUGGGUAUGUCAUUCGGUUUGGAAAAGGGACAGUGUGAGGAGGCAAACCUGCGAACCUCAAGAACAAUGGUCCCAAAAGCACUUGAGCCUUAUGUCAUGGAUAUGGCAAAAACUGGUCCAGUUGGACUUGCUGGAAUACUUGGCAAUCAUGCAACACCCAACAAAUCCAUGGGGUCUUCAGCUUCUCCGUUGGUUGCAGCCACUACGCGGAUGUCACCUCUUCCUGCCCCAAACACACCUUCGUCACCACUGGCCACCCCCUUGCCUCAAGGACAUGGAACUUCACCUGUACCUACGGCAACCAGCCAUACACGGAAUCGUACCUCAAGAACAUCAUCUAUGGCUAGUGAUAGUGGGCCCUCACACCGAACCGCGUCUCCAUAUUCCUUUCCCUCUUCUCCAGCUUCUGAUGCUUCUUCAGAAUUAUCACAAGAUGGAUUUAUGGACACAGACGACACCAACACACACCACUGAUUUUAUCAUCAAUUAAAGUUUUAGGAGUGUGCGUUUAGGCGAUAGAGACAAUUAUGAUAUUACUUCACUUCCCAAGAGUGAAGUAUUUUGGUUUUGGAAUGCAAUAACUGAACUAAGUUUGUACAUUUUACAGGCUUAUACUAUGAAAUGCUUACUACCAUUUGGUAUUAGUUGAUGCAAGGCUUUUAUAGUUUUUUUUUUUUUCAACUUGAACAUCCUCUGUGGAAUGCUACAGAACAUCAACAAGAAUGUAGUGUAGUAAAACAUAUCCAAACAUGUACGUACAUUUCGUGAGACAAAAAAUGGGAGAAAAAUAGUGAUGUAGAUUAGCGAAGUUUUUGAUCUGAGUGAAAAGGUACUGACCAAAGAGAAGGAGGUAAUUUUGAUAUCAAUGUUCUUUGGUGUAGAUUUGAUAAAUAAGGUACAAGUUGCAAUUUGUAAGUUUUACAUCAAUUUGUUGUGAUGGAAACAAAUUUGAAUGUAUAUGUUAAAGCAUCAAAUGGACUUCUACUGUGUAACAUGCUCUGUGAUGUCGAAGCUUAGUUCACAACUCCUCACAGAGCUGGUAUUAUUUCUGAUUUUGUACAGCACCUCGGGCAGAGUGCAAAGAUGGGUACAAGGCUGCAAUAAAUAAAAACAACAAACAUGUAAA
Molecule: messenger RNA, 2592 nt
Organism: Pocillopora verrucosa
Lineage: Eukaryota; Metazoa; Cnidaria; Anthozoa; Scleractinia; Pocilloporidae
Product: transcription factor Dp-1-like
Biological process (GO): regulation of cell cycle; regulation of transcription by RNA polymerase II
Cellular component (GO): nucleus; transcription regulator complex
Molecular function (GO): RNA polymerase II transcription regulatory region sequence-specific DNA binding; DNA-binding transcription factor activity, RNA polymerase II-specific
Source: RefSeq, a predicted model, not a curated record